CGGGCUCUGGGUAGCAACUAGCAAGGAUCCCCGCCACUCCAAAAGGGACAGGACGGAAACCGAUUCUAUUCCUCAAACCUGUUCUUCCAACCAUUCAGAAAAUUACCCUCGACGAUGCCAAAUCCUCCAAUUCUAUCUCUCCUCCUUUCCUUAUUGUCGCUUGUUCCCAUUUCCUUGGCUUACAGGCCUGGAGACAUCGUUCCCAUGAGCAAGAUGGGACAGUAUCACUCGUCGAGAACGGUUUGGCACGAUAUGAUAGGUCGCCAUUGUCCAAUUUUUGGUGUCAAUCGCGAGGUUUUAGUUCCUAUACCGAAACCGGUCGGCUACACAGGAGCUGAUCCCUAUAAAAUAUCCUUUCAAGUUGGAAAAGAGAAGUUUCUAGUCCCAUGGCUUCUUGUGAUAAAUCGAAAAAGUGCCGAAGUUCCAAUGAUUGAUGUCCACUUGAGGUAUUCUGGAAGUGAUCUUCAUGGUGUGACUGCCAAAGUAGUGGACAUGCCUCAUAUCUUGAAGUUCUCUCCUGGCCUUCUGACUACUUUCUUCUCAAUAGACACUGAUACACAUCCACAUAUUACCAAACAAUUCUGGGAUCAACAACAUUGGCCGAAGCACAUUCUUGUCCGUUAUACAUGGGAGGAGCAAUCGGAGAUUGAUGUGACUUCUGGAUUAUAUGUUUUGUUCGGAUCAGGUCUUACGCUAUCUUUUAUUCUGUCGAUUUACAUCUUGCAAUCAUCGAAGGACAAGUUAGCAAGGUUUGUAAGAGAAACAGUAGUUGAAAGCAGCAUUCCUGGCGUGGGAGUGGCAAAAGUGGAAUAGAGAGUAGUGGAGGGAGUUGAGGGAAACACUUGCAUAAUAUUAAGCUGGACGUUGGGCGUUACCCAUUCCAAUUUGAAGCUGAUAUGCUAUUAUGUCCUUUCAGAGGGUUAAAAAAGCGGUAUGCAAGUUGCACAUUUCUUUUAGACAAGAAAAAUUAACUCUUUAAUCUGUAAGGUGUAUGUAGGUUGGAGGACAUCGGCCUACGUCUACCUCAAAAAAGUCUAAUAUUACGGACCCCCAUAUAUUUUCAUUUUCUAGGUCGGGGAAGAAUCUUUUUUCUUUUUUCUUUCUAAUUUUUUAAUUUUCUUUUCUGUAAAUGCGACUAAGACUAGUUUGGUAAUUCUACUUUGGGUAAUUUCUUUA
Cucumis melo (muskmelon) is the source of this 1176-nucleotide messenger RNA. RefSeq lists its product as uncharacterized. The coding region runs from base 115 to 813 and encodes 232 amino acids. NCBI's taxonomy places the organism in Eukaryota, Viridiplantae, Streptophyta, Magnoliopsida, Cucurbitales, Cucurbitaceae. The record is from RefSeq and is a predicted model, not a curated record. The transcript has 9 exons.